AUGCUCCUCGCUCCCACCAACCCCAAUCAGCUCGCAAUAGUAGAUGUUCGGGAUUCAGAUCACAUCGGCGGCCAUAUUUCUACCUCGACCUGGCACCCGAGCUCGACUCUCAGCAAGCACAUGCCAGAUCUCAUAAACAAGCUACGUGGCAAGGAGAAAGUCGUCUUCCACUGCGCGCUCAGCCAGGAGCGCGGACCUUCCGCGGCACUCAAGUACAUCCGAGAACGAGAACAAGCACUCGGGAAGGAAGAGAGUGCUAAGCAAGCCGUUUUUGUGCUAGAGGGGGGCUUCGUCCAGUGGCAGAAAAAGUAUGGGGAGGAUAAAAGGUUGACGCAGGCAUACGUUAAGGAUAUCUGGGAGGAGGAUUGA
Molecule: messenger RNA, 369 nt
Organism: Histoplasma mississippiense
Lineage: Eukaryota; Fungi; Ascomycota; Eurotiomycetes; Onygenales; Ajellomycetaceae
Exons: 2
Coding region: 1-369 (122 amino acids)
Cellular component (GO): nucleus; cytoplasm
Molecular function (GO): protein tyrosine phosphatase activity
Source: RefSeq, a predicted model, not a curated record